UCUCUUGCUAGCUUCUCUUCUCAGGCUAGCCAUCCAUCGCCUCUUCUCCGGCCGGCCGGUGCAAGAGCAACCAUGGCCGCAAUGAUGGUGCGCGAGGUGCUGUACGUGUACAGCGUCGCACGGCAGGCACACGAGAGGUUCUUGUCCGUGUGCGGCAGCCCGGAGAAAGCCCAGAACACGGUGGCGCUCCUGGUGUGGCUGGACCAGGGCACCAUCUCCGCCAUCCACCACGUACCAGCCAUGGCACCCGACGCCGUCGCCGUCGUCGCAGAAGAGGCCAACGCCGUCCUCGAGUGCCUCCGCCACCAGGUGCCUGAGCUCCCGCCCAUCCCGCUCAUCUCCGCGCUCUGCAUGCAAGGCGGUUUCCACAUCGAGCUGAGCUUCUUCGCCUUCCACCAGGACCUCGUCGUCCGCGGGGUCGCCCACUACCUCGACGGUGCCGGCAAGUUCGUAUUCGACGACCGCCUGCACGCCCUGCUCCGGAGGUCUGAGACUGGGCUGAUUGUCAACCCGCCGGAGCUCAUGGCGCCCUACACCUCCCAACCAGUGGCCAUGCCGGAGGACUGCCGGUCCAUGUUCAUCACCUUCUCCAAGGGAAAUGCCCUCCACCGCGAGGAGAUCUUUGAGUACUUCAGGCAGAAGUGGGGUGACUGUGUGGUGAGGGUGCUCAUGGAGAAGACGAAGGGUGGCCACACGGCCAUGUACGACCGGAUCAUGUUCAAGACAGAGGUGAUCGUGAAGCUCGUGCUCAACGGCGAGAGACUCGUCAAGAUCUCCAUUGGACAACGUGAGAUUUGGCUCCGCAAGUACGUCCCUAGGCCAACCAACGCUGCGGCCUGAUCCAUGAUUCCAUCCAUCGUCGUCUCGUCUAUGCUUGUCUAUGCUCAUGCUAGCUAGCCAGAUCUACCAAUGGAUUUGUAAGGUACCAUUUCAAAAUGGAUUUUGUAUUGAAAUUAAGGGGAAGA
Triticum urartu is the source of this 965-nucleotide messenger RNA. RefSeq lists its product as uncharacterized. The record is from RefSeq and is a predicted model, not a curated record. NCBI's taxonomy places the organism in Eukaryota, Viridiplantae, Streptophyta, Magnoliopsida, Poales, Poaceae.